AUGAGAAUUUUGAACGUUGCAUUGAGCCUUGCUGCAGUUGCCGCCGUACACGCCAAUGAAAACCAGGCUUUGGAGGGAGAAAAUGCGGACACAGUUAUUUAUGAUACAAUUGUUACCCAAACUGUCAUUCAAGAGGCACCAGUGGUCGAAAAUCAUGCACAGUUAAACUUAGUUGCCACUAAAUUUGUCACAGUGACAGUGCCCGCAGUUGCGCCAGCGCCAGCUCCUGUGGAAACUAACGCAGUAGAAACUAACGUAAUCGAAAACAGUCAAGUACAAGACAAUCAAAGAAAGGAAAGCCAUGCUACAGGUGUUAAAAAUGACGGAUAUUGGGCUGUUCCUCCUAGUUUAACUCUUGUGCAAACCAAUGAAGCUGGUCAACCCUACACUGAGUUCUUCUGGUGGAUUCCUCCUCACUUACAAACUCAUUUGGCUACGCCACAGCCUUCGCCUACCAACCAGCAUUCACAAUUAUCAAAGACUCCAGAGUCAACCAUGUCACACGAGUCUGACAGACAAAAAGUUACACAUUCUGCAGAAACCACGCGUUCCACCGAUGACCGUGACAAGAGUAACUCUGCAAGAAAAACCAGCUCCAUUACGACUUCUUCAGAUGAAAGCGUCUCCAGAAGCAGACACGCAAAGACUAUAACAAGAGAGAGCACUACAGAGACGAUUUCAGACGAUGACCUAAAAUCUUUUGUUACUUCUUCCAGCAGACUUUUGACAUUUGCCGCUAACAUCGCCUCAGAGGCUAUUAACAACGCUAACAACAACCAUCCAGGCGUUAUGUUGUCGCCUAUUGCAGGAUUAGUGGCUGCAGUCCUACUGGCGCUUUAA
This is a messenger RNA of Eremothecium sinecaudum, 840 nucleotides long. It is a transcript of the gene NCW2, whose product is annotated as Ncw2p. The coding region runs from base 1 to 840 and encodes 279 amino acids. The record is from RefSeq and is a predicted model, not a curated record. The transcript has a single exon. Lineage: Eukaryota; Fungi; Ascomycota; Saccharomycetes; Saccharomycetales; Saccharomycetaceae.